AUAUAUUUUCAAAACAAAAAAAGACUUUGUCUUUAACCCCCUCCCCCUCCAAAACUUACACAAAAGUGUUCCCACACGAGACGAAAAGGAAAAGUUUUAGCGCCGGGGCUUCUUUAUAAAAACUUUGUUUUUAAACCCCUAUACCUUACGCUUUGCCGCAAGAAGCGUAAGGUUCGAUGUUGGCACACUGGUGGAGAAGUUUUUUUACGUAAACUUUGAUCAAAAGCAGAGUUAAAUUUACUCUAUAGAAUUGCAUACUGUUUUGUAACCCUGUGUAAGAAUGAACCUAUUAGGAGUUAAAAGCGAGUGUUAAAACAAUGUGUCCCCAUAUCAAAUCUUAAAAUGGAAUCAAUAACUCUUGACUUCUUAGCUCUCACAGCGGUUAUAACAUUAAAGGAGUUAAUUCACUGACUCGGCCCGCAGAACCGCAGGUUCCCACCAAAGCGACAGAAGCUAAGUCAUUUCAGAACAAUUUGCUCUCCACAUGUCUGACUUGUUCACCAAGCUUGAUAUUAAGAUGAGUUUGCCUGAGGAUGAAUCGCCACCAUCAGUCUCUCUCGCUCCCUCACUCCUCCGUCGCUUCUUCCAAGACUCAAGCUCCAAAAAUGGCUAUAGACCGACACGGGCUCUCUUACUUGGAGACUCAAGCUUGUCCAACGCAUGAGGAGCACGUUGAUGGCCCCGGCCAAACUUCACGACAGCCCAGCAACCCGAAGACAAUCUGUGUUAGUGAGUGGACAGCCCUAUGGGGGAGUGCAGAGAGACCCUGUCUUUUAUUAGACAUUCAGUAGAAACAUAAACUGGGUAAGAAAUGAUGGCACUGAAUACCAGGUUGGCCUGUUCUGUACUGUAAUAUCCAACAAUCUACCUGUGUUAAAAGAAGAUUUCCUGUCUUAUUACCUGAACUAAAUGCAUUACUUUUUCUCCGCCUUGUAUUUUGAACAAUUCCAUAUAUAUUGUAUUGAAGAAAAAUGUGUUAAGUAUACUGUGUUUUGUAUUGCACAGCUGAUAUAUGUCCAACCUUUUGAUAAGUUAUAUUUGAAUGAAAGCGACAUGUGAAACAUGAAAGUGUAUGUUAUCACCUAUUCUGUGCAUGGUGAGAUAAGCAUUGGUCUUCAUCUGAUCUUUCUGCGUCACAGUUCCAGUUGUUAAAUGUUGUUCUGAUCUUAGAUAUAGACAAAAAAGAGUUAGUAUACAGAUGGAUUUACACAAUUGUUUCCAAAGCAAAAUUAAACUACAGUGCAGCAUACUGGAUCAACUUAUUUCGGAUUGUUAAAAUAGAAGACUUGCCAGAAUAUUGUUGUUGGACUGACAAGUGAUGUUUAAGUCCACAAGCAAUACAAUCUUUCUAUCCCUAGAGGUCUGAGUAUGUUCGCUGGCCGUAUAUUUCUAAAAGUCUCCAAUCUGUUUAAAGUCAUCAAGGAUUAGAGAUCAUGGUGCUGAAACAAGCUCACAAAUUAAACAUUUUUGUUUUUCUAAUGAUGUGGUUGUACUUUCAGAGCUGCGUUUGGUUAAGUCAGGGGGUGUCAAUUCUGUUGAUGUGUCACGCCGGAUGAUUAAAAGCCUCAAAAAGCUUGGAUGACGUCUGAGCAGAAAACAUCUGCAACAUGCAUAGACUGCUCUGUGUCUCCAACAUCCCACUGGCUCUACAAUAAGGGGAGCCGAAAGGUCACGCCUGAGAAAGAGUACCAUCAAAAAGGUCCUUUGAUAUUGCAAAUUAACAUUGAUAUUCAUGGGGAUAAUUAUUGCAAUUCACGUCAAAUACCAGCCAUUAGUGCUGCAGUGUUAGGGGAAAAGGGGGUUUUGGUUAUUAGAAGCUACUUAUCAGACAACUGUUGCUGGCUGAAAAGCCUUGCUUGCUUCUGACUAACAUCAAUAUCCAUGUUCCAUUAAAACAGACAGGACAAACCCCCUGCAAUUCCCCUAUUACAAUGGCUUUCACAGUAAACCCGUGGCUACAGCAUUCGGUAAAGUGCAGAUUUAUGAGAACAAAUGUAAAUUUUGUAGCAAUCUGGUUCGACAAACCAAAAACAACAUGUUGUUUUGUACAGUUUUCAGACUUUGCAAUAGUGAAUAAGUGCAAAGAAAAAUGCUUUACUUCAAAAUGUUGUAGCUAAAAUGUAUUAAAUCGUUUUUUGGUUGGUGAAGGGGAAGGAGGGCAUUUAGUACCCUUAGAGCUAAGCUAUCAAAGGAACAGGAUCAUAAUUAGUUAUUGACAUGAGUCAAGUUUCAUCAGCAUCAUAUCUAAACAAGAUUGACAGGGCAUCAAAGUAUGCAGAGGAUGGUGGAUGCUUUACAGUCUAUUAAUAUGUACAGGCUUUACCCCGAUAGCUUGUUUAAUAGUAGAUAUUUGUCAAAAUGAUUUUUUUUUUACAUCUCAAUAUUAAAAUAACAUUUUAUCUUCAGUAAAAUGUAACAGAAUUAUGUCCGAAUGUCUCAAUCUAUUGUAUAUCAUAAGAAUUUUGUACUUUCAGUGAUGUUACAUGUACUCAAUAUCACUGAUUUCCAAAAAACAAGCAUGGGGUGCAGAAGUUCACGUUUAUUGUGGAUUUUCUUUCACCAAAAAUAUAUUUAGAUGCUCACGUAUGCACACACUCCAUCACUGUCAAAAAAGCAAAACAAAGAACGAAGAAGUAAAAUGUUGGAACACUUUUGUUGCUGUCCACAGAGAAACAGCUGAUCAACCAAGACGGUUCCAUCCACAUUCUUAAACUUGACCUCAAAGCAACAACGUUUUUCAAAUCAAAAUUAUUUUGAAACACAUUGUAGUUGUAUGCUUUAUUACAGAUUCACCACCAAAAAGAAAGGCUUAAAAUAAAUGAUUAAAAGUCUGAAAUGUUUAUGAUAUUGUGUUCAAUUACUGAUGAUGAUAAAUGAAAUACAACAGGAGGAGGUAAAAAAAAAAAAAGUCUAAAAUUGAACCUGAACAGUUGUGACAUCGGUCAGUUUGAUAGAUUUGUGUGACAGAAGAAGGUGGAGGGAUGAUGACACACAGAUCAUGUGUCUGUCUCGCUUUGUUUACCUAAAUGUCAGCCUGCUGGGACAGCUGAGUUCAUUUACCUCCCCAUUAGUCCGAGUCAACUGUUCCAAAACAGGCAGCGUCUCAGGGCUGUGAACCGAGCAUGACCAGUGGCAUCUGUGUGUUUGCCCUGUCUUUCCUCCUUGGUGUCUCACUGAGUGCGGAAAUGACCGGGCUAUAUGGCAGCUUCGCCUCCCCUGGAUUCCCGCAGCCAUACCCCGACAACCAGCUCGUGGUGUGGAACAUAACCGCUCCGCACGGCCACCGCAUCAAGCUCUACUUCACCCACUUCAGCUUGGAGCCCUCCAAUCAGUGUGAGUACGACCACAUCCAGGUUUUGGCGGAAGGGAAUGAAACCCUGCGGUUCUGCGGUGAGGAGGAGAAGAACCACGAGAGCACCCCCAGGAACACCAUCAUCAUGUCAGCCGGGAACGUCAUGUCGGUGGUCUUUAGGAGCGACUACUCUAACGAAGGCCGAUUCACUGGCUUCCAAGCGUUUUACACCUCAGAAGAUAUCAACGAGUGCCUAUCCAGGGUAGAUGGCGAGCGAGUAUGUGACCAUUUCUGCCACAAUUACAUCGGCGGCUAUUACUGCACGUGCAAGCAGGGACACCUUCUCCAUGACAACAAGAGAUCCUGCACAGUGCCCUGCAAAAGCCAGGUGUUGACGUCAGCAUCUGGAGCUCUGACUAGUCCUGGCUACCCAAACCCCUACCCGCCCAUGAGCCAGUGCAAUCACACCAUCAGUUUGCCGGAGGGCUCCAGAAUCAUCCUGGACUUCUUGGAACCUUUUGACAUAGAGGGACACCCCGAUGUCCCCUGUCCAUAUGAUAUGCUAAAGAUUUCAACAACUGGACAAGAGUACGGACCGUUCUGUGGCUCGGCACCACCAGACUCUAUAGAUACUGGAAGUUACCAAGUGCAUGUGGCGUUCAGAUCUGACUCUACUGGGAAGAACAAGGGAUGGAAGAUCAAAUACACCAGCACCACAGCUAAAUAGCUUUCAUAACUUCAAAACUGAUGGCUUCCUGCCUGGAUAAUAUUUUCCUCUGCAAGUUUUAAGAUGUUUUUUUUUUUUUUUUAUUCUUUUGCUAUUAAUAAUUAUAACAGUAUUUAAGUUUUGUUCUAUUUUUCUGACUUUUUGAACCAAUACAUUGAAAAUUAAAUGCACAUGACCUGCAAAUUCAAUUACAACUCUUAAUUUUUA
Poecilia latipinna (sailfin molly) is the source of this 4226-nucleotide messenger RNA. RefSeq names its product MBL associated serine protease 2 (gene masp2). NCBI's taxonomy places the organism in Eukaryota, Metazoa, Chordata, Actinopteri, Cyprinodontiformes, Poeciliidae. The record is from RefSeq and is a predicted model, not a curated record. The transcript is spliced from 8 exons. Gene Ontology annotation, molecular function: calcium ion binding; serine-type endopeptidase activity. The coding region runs from base 3123 to 4019 and encodes 298 amino acids.